This is a messenger RNA of Polistes canadensis, 1143 nucleotides long. RefSeq names its product acyl-CoA Delta(11) desaturase. Gene Ontology annotation, cellular component: endoplasmic reticulum membrane. The transcript has 5 exons. Gene Ontology annotation, molecular function: iron ion binding; stearoyl-CoA 9-desaturase activity. Gene Ontology annotation, biological process: unsaturated fatty acid biosynthetic process. Bases 1 to 975 code for a protein of 324 amino acids. NCBI's taxonomy places the organism in Eukaryota, Metazoa, Arthropoda, Insecta, Hymenoptera, Vespidae. The record is from RefSeq and is a predicted model, not a curated record.
AUGUCAGUAUCUGAAGAAAUAGAUGUUUCAAAAAUGCAUACUAUAAAUAAUGGUUUAGUGCUAUGGUUUAUUCAUCUUCACUUUUUCGGUUUUUAUGGACUUUGGCUAUUGAUUUUCGAAGCGAAAUGGAUGACAGUGCUAUUUGUUACUUUUCUCAUAUCGGUUAGUUAUAUGGGAGUGACCAUAGGUGCCCAUAGAUAUUUUGCACACCGAGCAUUUGAAGUUGACGAUACUCUUAAAUAUUUGCUCAUCCUAGUAUAUACUCUUGCCGGUGUGGGUCCCUUGUACGAUUGGGUUUUCUAUCACAGGUUGCAUCACAAAUUUUACAAGACUGAUAAAGAUCCUUAUCUAACUCAUAAAGGAUUUUUAUAUAGUUAUUUUUGGAGUCAUUUGUUAGAUUCACCUUACAAUCAAGAAGAAUUAAAACAGGACAUAGAUAUGCGAGACAUCGAGAAUACAUCCAUUUGUUCACAAAAAAUAUUCUACUGGAUUUUGUUCCCAGUAAUAACGUUAUUCAUUCCUAUCAUCAUCCCUAUAAUAUAUUGGAACGAGACCAUCGUUAAUUCUAUUUUUAUUGUGGGAUUUCUACGAUUAUUUAUAAUGAGCAACGUAUCAAAGAUGGUGAACAGCGCCAUAUUGGUUUGGGGUUUUAAACCGAAUGAUAGGUUUCCAAUUGAAGAUAAUUCGAUGUUCUUCUUGAACAAAAGUUAUUGGAUGAAUUAUCAUUAUCUUUUACCUUGGGAUUGGAAAAGUACAGAAUUUGGCACAUACAAUAAAGGUUUGACUAUAAUAAUGAUUAAAAUUCUUAAGGACAUGAAUUUUGUGCAUUUACCUAAAACCAUAUCGAGCGAAGAUAUCAGAGUUGCACUUUUAAAAUGUGCUAAUAAGGAGGCAUCAUGGGAAGAUAAUUUAUUUCAAUUGAAAGAACAAAGCGAUGCUAAUGCUAUAAAAAAAAGUCUUCGUUAUAUGCAUUAAUAUGUAAAUUAAUGUGUAUUUUAUAAUAUAAUUUAUAUGCAUUACGAUUAAAUCAUAUAUUAAUAUUAAAAAUAUAUCACUUUUAAUGUUUUUAUAUUACUGAAAUAUAGAAUUAAAAAUGGAGAUAAUAUUAUAAUAAAAACAACCAAAAAUAUGAAAUAAAAUAUU